ACAUGAAUUUUUUCUGGUUCAGAUUUUGCUAAGCGCAAGUUGAACAUAGAAAUAGGCUAAUACUUAAAAUGCAAACCAUGUCAUCCAACGAACCACUACAUAAUCCAGAGGAACGAGACACAUGGAGUUUGUCCUCAUGGAGAAAGUAUCCAGCCAAACAGCAACCACAAUGGCCGGAUCAAGCCGACUUGGAGAAAUCCCUCAGAGAACUACGCGAGUAUUCUUCCAUCGUCGUACCGGAAGAUGUGGAAAGACUGAACAUGCAGCUCGACGAGGUAGCUUGUGGCAAUCGCUUUCUUCUCCAUGGUGGAGACUGCGUUGAAACCUUUGCUGAUGCGACGUAUGAGAUUGUUACAAAGAAACUUGAUCUACUGGUGAAACUGAAGCGAAUAUUGGAAGAAAAUUUAAACAUAAAGUGCACGACAAUUGGUAGAAUUGCUGGACAGUAUGCUAAACCAAGGUCCAAUCAGAUCGAUGAAGAUGGGCUUCCAGUAUUUCGUGGUGAAAUGAUCAACGGGUUCCAGGCAGAGAGUAGAACACCAGAUCCGAAGAGAUUGCUUCAAGCGUACAAAUAUUCAUCAGAAACAUUAGACCACUGCAAAAAAUAUUUCUCCAAAGAGAGUAACAAAGUUGCAAGUAAUGAAUUUUUCACAUCUCAUGAGGGGCUACUACUAGACUACGAAGAGGCAGGAACGCGUAGUAUAAACGGAAGUUUCUAUAAUUUGACGUCACAUUACAUCUGGGUAGGUGACAGGACGCGACAGGUAGACCAUGCCCACUUGGAAUACGUGCGUGGUUUAAAGAAUCCCAUUGGUAUUAAGGUUGGACCAACGAUGUUAAGCGAUGAAUUGAUAAAAGUGAUAAAGCGUCUGAAUUCACAUGAAAAGAAGAUAACACUAAUUACACGAUACGGAGUAGCUAAUGUUGAGAACAUCCUUCCGUUGCAUAUCGAUGCUGUUAAAUCCGCUGGGUUUACAGUGAUUUGGUCUUGUGAUCCGUGUCAUGGAAAUACAAAAGUUACUCAAGCUGGGUACAAAACGAGAUAUUCCGAUCAGAUGCUGAAAGAGCUCGAAUUAACUGUGAAGAUUCACGCCGCCAUGGGAAGCCGUUUGGGAGGAAUCCAUUUGGAAACGACGGGAGAAAAUGUAACGGAAUGCAAUCUCUCAGAAGAUGAGGAACCCACGGCAUACACGACGUAUUGCGACCCUAGACUUAAUUAUGAGGAAGCAAUUGAGAUAACCAAUAAGUUUGCAUGUUUGUAUUUAUCAGAAGGUGUAUGAAACAUGGAAAGUCGGAAUUUAAAAUAAUCACGCUAGAAUAAAAGCCUUAUAGGAAAUAUUUUAUUAAU
Folsomia candida is the source of this 1348-nucleotide messenger RNA. RefSeq names its product phospho-2-dehydro-3-deoxyheptonate aldolase. NCBI's taxonomy places the organism in Eukaryota, Metazoa, Arthropoda, Collembola, Entomobryomorpha, Isotomidae. Gene Ontology annotation, molecular function: 3-deoxy-7-phosphoheptulonate synthase activity. Gene Ontology annotation, biological process: aromatic amino acid biosynthetic process. Bases 69 to 1280 code for a protein of 403 amino acids. The record is from RefSeq and is a predicted model, not a curated record. The transcript is spliced from 8 exons.